Molecule: messenger RNA, 219 nt
Organism: Protopolystoma xenopodis
Lineage: Eukaryota; Metazoa; Platyhelminthes; Monogenea; Polystomatidea; Polystomatidae
Source: the annotation of a GenBank genome assembly
AUGAAUCCUCUCUUUCGAUCGGCUAAUCCGACUGGGGCUAUCUACCCACAUCUUCCCCAUGGUCCCGUAGAUCCGCUCCUUGUCUUUCUGUUUGACCAAUUUCACUCGGUUACAGUUAAAAUGUACGUUCUACUUCAGGCAUUGCCUCUCAAGAUCCUACAAGCACGUACACCGCCGCUUCACCGAACAGACCGCCAGGGCUCUGAUUCCCAUACCUGA